Cyphellophora europaea CBS 101466 is the source of this 573-nucleotide messenger RNA. RefSeq lists its product as uncharacterized. The coding region runs from base 1 to 573 and encodes 190 amino acids. Gene Ontology annotation, cellular component: ribonuclease P complex. Gene Ontology annotation, biological process: tRNA 5'-leader removal. The record is from RefSeq and is a predicted model, not a curated record. NCBI's taxonomy places the organism in Eukaryota, Fungi, Ascomycota, Eurotiomycetes, Chaetothyriales, Cyphellophoraceae. The transcript has a single exon.
AUGGUCCGUAUCAAGCAUCGCUACCUGCUCUUCAAUAUUCUGUAUCCCGAAGCUGCGACAUCCGAUGUCAAGACAACCGACCCUCCCUACCUUGCAUUCCAUGCUCCGUCGCCUGGCCAUCUGACGGGCGGGCUUGUUCUAAAUGCAUUGCGGGCGUCAAUCGCCGCGCACUUCGGAGACGUCGGCGUCGGCCUCGCGUCGGCGUCAUUGAAAGUCGUGUACUUUUCUCCAGCUACUUCUACAGCAAUCGUGCGCUGUCCUCGGCAGCACUUUCGCUUGGUCUGGGCUGCUUUGACCUACAUGACCGAAGUCCCUGGAACAAAGUUUGCCCCGAGCAAGAAAUGCGUCGUUCAAGUCGUGCGAGCUAGUGGCACAAUUCGGAAGAGCGAAGAGGAGUUGCUGCGCCGCACCAAGAGAGACAUCGUCAGGGUGAAGGAGUGGGAAGAAGGUGCGGCGGAGGAUACCGGAAUACUGGCUCGGCUCCUGGCUGCCAAUGCGCCACCUGAGUCGCAGCAGCAUUUGCUUGACGAGACCUUAAUGAGCAUUGACGAGGACGACGACAUGUCUGAGUGA